Messenger RNA from Tigriopus californicus, 2323 nucleotides. RefSeq names its product uridine-cytidine kinase-like 1. Gene Ontology annotation, molecular function: kinase activity; ATP binding. Gene Ontology annotation, cellular component: cytoplasm. The record is from RefSeq and is a predicted model, not a curated record. Lineage: Eukaryota; Metazoa; Arthropoda; Copepoda; Harpacticoida; Harpacticidae.
ACAGCGUGCGUGCGUGCGUGCGUGCGUGCGUACCUAGAGGGCUAGAUAGAUAGAAGCAUGGUGGCACGAUGGACCAUCCUAGACUUGAUGCUGCUGCAUGGACGGAUGCCCUGGAUCCAGAUUGAACUUUAGGAGACUCGAGCACCCGCCACCCCCAAAUCACAUCGCCCAGUCUUGAGAAGGGGUGGCCAUCGCCAUCGCCGCGGAAAGCAGCCACGUGGUGCGAGGUUGUGGCCAGAUCAUCCCACGUACGGUGGGUGGUACGUCCACCGCUCGAGUCCGCCUGCCAUGAGAUCCGUUCUGAGAGAUGGCGCGGGUUGAAUCUGCGGCCGACUCGCCCGGGCCCUUUUCGCCGGGUUUGAACGGCCAGCUGACCGACGAAGAGUUGGACUUGCCCGAGGUGGAGCCGAGCAGCUCGGAAGACGGCGAGGAUGACCUGGCCGAGGACUUGUGCUUGUCGGCCAUGCGGCUGCACGGGCGGCCUAAAUCGGCUAGUGCCAUCGCGCACCCGGCCGUGUCGCUGUCCACGCACCCGCUCAUGGAGUUGGUCAACGCCACGCCGCCCUUUCGCCGUCAGCGCACCUCGUCCACUUCGGCCUCCAUCAGCACGGAGCGCGAGCCCAUUAUCCGGACCCAAAAGCGCACCAUCUACACGCAAGGCCGGCCGCCUUGGUAUAACGCCUACGGCCAGAUGAAAGAGCCUUUUGUGAUUGGCAUUUGCGGCGGGAGCGCCAGCGGCAAGACCACCGUGGCCCAGAAGAUCAUUGAACAGCUCAACAUCCAGUGGGUGACGCUCUUGUCCAUGGACUCGUUCUACGAUGUCCUCAGUCCGGAACAGCACGCCAUGGCCGCCGACAACGAGUACAACUUCGAUCACCCGGAUGCGUUCGACUUUGAUCUGUUGUGCCAGACGCUCCAGCGGCUGAAAGAGGGCAAGAAGGUGGACGUGCCCAUCUAUAACUUUGUCACCCACCGACGGGAGACCAAGACCGUGUCCAUGUACGGGGCCAACGUCCUGAUCUUUGAAGGCAUUCUGGCCUUUCACGACAAGCAUGUGCUCGACCUGUUGGACAUGAAAGUCUUCGUGGACACGGACUCGGACAUUCGGCUCAGUCGUCGCCUCAACCGCGACAUCAGUCAGCGGGGGCGCGACAUCAAGAGCGUGCUCAAACAGUACGAGCUGCACGUGAAACCCGCCUUCGAUUACUACAUUGCGCCCUCCAUGCAGCAUGCCGAUAUCAUCGUGCCCCGCGGCGGCGAGAACGAGGUGGCCAUCAAUCUCAUAGUGCACCACGUCCAAAAUCAGUUGGAAAACCGGGGCUUUCGUCUCCGGGAGAAGCUGGCCACGCACAUGGCCGAUCAGCCCCUGCCCGACUCGCUUCAAGUGUUGCCGUCCACCCCGCAGAUUCGCGGCUUGCACACCUUCGUUCGCAAUCGGGACACACCCCGGGACGAGUUCAUUUUCUACUCCAAGCGCCUGAUCCGACUCGUGAUAGAGUACGCCCUCUCCCUCCUCCCCUACGAGACCGUGGUGGUGACCACGCCCCAGAACGAGACCUACGAAGGCAAGCGAUCCAGUGCCAAAAAGAUCUGCGGCGUGUCCAUUCUCCGGGCGGGUGAAACCAUGGAGGACGGGCUGACGGAGGUGUGCCAGGAUAUUCCUUUGGGCAAGAUCCUGAUCCAGACCAGCCGUGAGACGGGAGAACCCGAGCUAUACUACUUGCGGCUGCCCAAGCACAUCAAGAAGCAUAGAGUGAUUCUCAUGGACGCGACCGUAGCCACGGGUGCGGCCGCCAUGAUGGCCAUCCGCGUCCUCUUGGACCACGACGUACCCGAGGAGAACAUUUAUUUGGUGUCUUUGCUCAUGGCCGUGUCCGGGGUGCACACGAUUGCUUAUGCCUUCCCCCGCGUGAACAUUGUGACAACCGCCGUGGAUCCCAAAAUCAAUGAGAAGUUCCACGUCCUCCCGGGGAUUGGCAACUUUGGCGAUCGUUAUUUCGGCACAGAGCCCAUGUAAAUCUCGUGAUUAAGCCAUACAUUUAUUAGGGGUCACUCGCCCGGAUGGGCCGCCGACAUUCGAUCCAACUUCCAUGAAUUGAGAACGCCGUCUGGCGGAACGAGAGUCGCCCCAUUGCCAAACCACCACGUUGAUGUAUUACGCCGCCCCGAAGGUCGCCAAUGGUUCCCUCUCUAUAUCUGAAAGAACAUGAGACGAUGAAGUGUUCAGUCGUUAUAUGUUAAGCAAGAGUGUGUUGUUCUUUUUUCACGUACUAAUGGAAUCUCGAAAAAUAUUAAAAAAAAAAGAAAAAAAACUUAAAAUGUG